AUGCAGAUCAUUUGGCAAGACUCGGACAAUUACGAAGAUGCGCGCAUCGGACGCGUAUUCAACCAUCGUCGCCCGCAACGAUUCCCACUGGCCGUGGUCAAGGCAACCUGCGAAGAUGAUAUCGUCGCCGCCGUGCAGCUCGCCGUUGAGCGCAAUUGUCGUGUUGCAGUUCGAUCAGGUGGCCACUCAUGGGCAGCGUGGAGUGUGCGUGACAAUUCCAUUCUGAUCGAUCUGGGCAACUUCAAGCAUGUCGAAGUGGAUGCAGAGAAUCGUAUUGCCAGAGCGACUCCCAGCAUGACGGGGAGAGAGCUCAACUCGGUUCUAGUUCGAGAUCACCAACUCAUGUUUCCUGGCGGGCAUUGUCCCGACGUCGGCCUAGGAGGUUUCCUAUUGCAGGGUGGUAUGGGAUGGAACUGUCGUAACUGGGGCUGGGCAUGCGAAAGAGUUCAAGCCGUUGACGUUGUUACAGCCGAGGGCAAUCUGCUGCACUGCAAUGCCGAACAAAAUCAGGAGUUGUAUUGGGCCUCACGAGGGGCCGGACCAGGAUUUCCCGGAGUUGUUACAAAGUUUCACCUUCGCUUGAACCCAUACCCCAAGAAAGGUGGCUUUCGAUCUUCUGGCUAUAUUUACCCUAUUCACCUCUACCGUGAGGUAUUUCGAUGGAUCAUUGAUAUAUCUCCCAAUUUCGAUAACGAUACAGAAAUUGCUGCCAUCUCACAUUUCCCUGAAGGCAGUAACGAAAUGCGUUUCUUCGUUCUGUUUGUCACCAUGAAGGACUCGGUGGAAGCGGCCGAGGAGGCACUUCGUCCUGCUCAGCAAAGUCGGCCCGCUGGGACUGUCGAGGAAUGGUUCUCCAAGGAAGACAGUCUUGACGAGCAAUACAACAAUCAGGCAGGGGCAAACCCUGAGAAACAUCGCUACUGUGCCGAUAACGCCUACAUUGCCGAUGACGCCGAUGUUCCCGCUGUCUUGGAAGAGGCAUUCACCACACUUCCCCAUCGCAAAUCAUUCGCGCUGUGGUAUGCCAUGAACCCCUGUAGCCGUCGAAAGCUCCCAGAUAUGGCACUUAGCAUGCACUCGGACCAUUACUUCGCCCUGUAUACCGUCUGGGAAGAGGAAAACGACGAUCGACGAUGUCAAGACUGGGUUCGGAGCGUCAUGGAAAAGGUCGAACAGCAUUCGGUUGGAGCUUACCUAGGAGAUUCGGAUUUCCAGGUGCGCAAGACGAAGUUCUGGGCCGACGAAAAUGCCAAGCGCUUGAUGGAGAUCCGACGUCAGUGGGAUCCGACGGGAAGAAUCUGUGGAUACCUGGAUCAAGGAGACGUGUCGGGCACUCAAGGGUUGGGCAAUGCUCAUGAGUGGAAAAUGAGAUGA
Molecule: messenger RNA, 1374 nt
Organism: Penicillium atrosanguineum
Lineage: Eukaryota; Fungi; Ascomycota; Eurotiomycetes; Eurotiales; Aspergillaceae
Product: FAD-binding oxidoreductase
Exons: 3
Coding region: 1-1374 (457 amino acids)
Molecular function (GO): FAD binding; oxidoreductase activity
Source: RefSeq, a predicted model, not a curated record